AUGCAGGUUGGUGUUGCUGGGGAGCCACAUCCACAUGCAAUAGUUCCAAGUGGUAUUUUUUCCAAGAAAUCUCGAGAAUUCAAGAGUCUUUCCCUUUUCACCAGUGAUGACAUUCUCCUAUAUGAUACAUUAUGCGAAUUCCUGGAUAUCUUGUAUUUCAAGCAUCUCUUGGUGAAUCCAAAAGAGAGGAAUGUUGUGAUUGUUGAAUCUCCAUUCACGACUUCGCAGUUCAGAAAUUCCUUAGCCAAAGUGCUUUUCUGCCACUUUGAUAUAUCCACUGUCCUCUAUGUCUGCUCACAUGUAGCAGCACUUUUCACCUGUGCCAUUUCAACUGGACUAAUAAUAGAUGUUGGAUAUGAAGAAGCAACUAUCCUCCCUGUAUAUGAAGGCUAUCCACUUCUUCAUGCUUGGCAAUCAUCACCUAAUGCUGGAAAGGCAAUUCACUUAGCUUUAAAGAAUGAUCUCACUGAGAGAUGUAUGGUCAGGACUCCAUCCAGGGAAGAGAAACCCCUGGUCAAAGUCAGAGAAGUCCUGAGUGAAACGAUGCUUGAAGACAUCAAAGUGAGGACCUGCAUGGUUUCACCCAUGGAAAGAAUGAGGAAAUUGAGAGCUGCAAAUGAGGAUCCAAAUCAAGAUGCUCCUCCUCCACCUCCAAAUGUGGAAUAUCCACUAGAUAAUGAUCACAUGCUACUCAUCAAAGGCAGAAUUAGAGAGACAGCUUGUGAAGUGAUCUUUGAGAAGAAUGAAGAUUACAAGACUCUUGCCAACUUGAUUAUGGAAGCCUUGAUUGCAUGUCCAGUGGACACUCGGAAAAUUUUGGCAGAGAAUAUCUUCAUGAUUGGAGGUUCAGCUAUGUUGCCUGGCUUCAAGCAUCGGCUCCUGGACGAAAUCAAAACCACAGCCAAUUCAGAUGGAUACAAGGACAAGGUCUUCCUCUCCUCUUUCAAAGUGCAUCUUCCUCCUGCUAAAGACAAUUAUGUCUCAUGGCUUGGUGGUUCAAUCAUUGGAGCAACAGAAGAAGUUGUGUUGCGGGGACUGACCAAGGAGACUUACCUUAAACUGAAUUGUGUUCCUGAUUGAUGCCUCUAUGUUGAGGACAAAUUCAGACCCAAGAUGGGCCAAUGGUGUCAUCAGGAUGACAUUGCAAAGUUGGACAAGCUCAUUGUCAUCCCAGAUCAUCUCCAGUACUAUUUGGGGUGUCAAUUGGGCACCAAAGUGCCUGAUCAAAGACCAGAGGUUCUGCACAUCUGCAGCAUGACCAAGCUGAUAGGGACAACUUUUUGGCCAGAAUCAUGGCAUAUGAUGAAACCUGGUGUCAUCUUGACAAUGAAGGUGAGGAGAAUGUUGAGGGGCCACUUGGACAAUGCCAUUGUAAAGGCAUCCAAUACGGGUGAGCGGGCAAAGCUGAAGAAGCAAGGUUCAUCAAGAAGCACAUUCUCUGUUCGUUUUGUGACUCUCCGAGCUGCAUUAUGUAUUGCUGGCACUGCUUCCUUCUAUGUGCUUUUCAUGGUCCUUCUUCAUACACUGGGACCUGAGUCUACAAGGAAACAUGCAGCUGACACUUUGGAUUCCCUGUCGUACAAGCUGUCCCUUCAGAAGAGAUUUCAUGCUGUGAUAAUGGAUGCUGGCAGCACAGGAAGCCGUGUCCUUGCCUUUACCUUUCAUCGAUCUCUUAUGGAUGGGACACUCAAGAUAGAUGAUGAAUUGUUUGGAGAGGUGAAACCUGGGCUAUCAUCAUAUGCAGAUGCCCCUGCGAAGGGUGCUGAGAGUCUACAGCAACUCCUAGAGAUGGCUAACUCAGUCAUUCCAGAGCCAGAAAGACACAAGACUCCAUUGGUCUUGAAAGCAACAGCAGGACUCAGGUUACUGCCUUCAGAAAAGGCUGAGAAUCUUCUUAAUGAGGUGAGGGAUCUAUUCUACAAAUCUGGGUAUCAAGUGUCCAAGAAUUCAGUCUCCAUCAUGGAUGGCAUGGAUGAGGGCAUCUACUCCUGGUUUACUAUCAAUUUCCUUCGUUCACUACUGGAUGAAAGCAUUGAUGAGACCGUAGCAGCCUUGGAUCUGGGAGGAGGAUCCACACAAAUAACAUUCGUUCCUCAAGAUGCAGAAGUUUUUGCAGAUGUCCCACAGGACUUUGUUGUAUCUCUAAAUGCCUUGAAUAAGGAACUCAAAUUCUAUACAUAUAGCUACCUAGGACUGGGACUGAUGGCAGCACGAGCAGAGAUUUUUAAAGCAAACCUGACUGAAGAUAAUUUGGUUCGCAGCCCUUGUAUAUCUCCCAUUGUGAAACAAGAUUGGGAGUAUGGAGGAGUUAGCUAUAAGCUGAUGGGCCUUCAGAAACCGAAGUACAAGAAGUUUCGUGUGCUUGCCACUGGGAAAAUGGAUGAGAAUAGACCCAUUGCUGACUUCUAUCAAUGUAUACAAAUAGCCUCAAACCUCGUUCUCAAGAAGGUGCACAAGCCACCUGAGCUGAGCAAGCGAAAGAUCAAUGCCAUAUCAUACUUCUAUGACAGAGCUGUUGAAUCUGGGCUGAUACAUCCUGUUGAUGGAGGGGAGGUCACAGUCAAGGAUUACUUCAAGGCAGCAGAGACAGCAUGUGAGGAGGCUAAUGUAGACCAGCCAUUCCAAUGUAUUGAUCUUACCUACAUCAGUGCCUUGCUGCAUUAUGGGUAUGGAUUACAACUGAGUGUCCCAUUGGAGCUGAGGAAGAAGAUUGAAGGUCAUGAGACCAGCUGGGCAUUGGGGGCUGCAUACCAUAUCCUGAAUAGUUGAAGGAAAAAACAUGGCAUAUACAUUUUUGUUUUCUACAGGUGUAUUUUUGUGCUUCUUUUGUUAUUGCAAGGAGGGAGGGAUUUGGGAAAAUGAUUCUUCAUUGGAUGUAUUUAAUUUCAGACAGCAAUCAAAUAGUCUACCGGUGCUGAAUUAUGUCAAAAAACUUUCCAAUUCAUGAGAAACAUGCAGGCAUUACAUGUUUAGUUAUAAAUUAGAUACCAUAA
This is a messenger RNA of Darwinula stevensoni, 2993 nucleotides long. The record is from the annotation of a GenBank genome assembly. NCBI's taxonomy places the organism in Eukaryota, Metazoa, Arthropoda, Ostracoda, Podocopida, Darwinulidae.